Messenger RNA from Lasiosphaeria miniovina, 877 nucleotides. RefSeq names its product glucose-repressible protein Grg1. The transcript is spliced from 3 exons. The record is from RefSeq and is a predicted model, not a curated record. Lineage: Eukaryota; Fungi; Ascomycota; Sordariomycetes; Sordariales; Lasiosphaeriaceae. Bases 197 to 412 code for a protein of 71 amino acids.
CUUCACAUGACGACGCCCUAGGCUGUUCUUGCUCGUUCAGGGAGGCACGAGAGUCCAGCCCUUUGCCUAUAUAAUCUACAAUCUUCCCGCCCUCCAAAUCUUUUCUUUUCCUCAUCAUCAAACAACCAAUAACUUCCACCUCCACAUCAAGAUCAACAAUCACUGCAAAACCAAACCCAAUUACCACUCAAUCACAAUGGAUACCGUCAAGCAAGCUGCCAACUACGUCUCGGACAAGGUCCAGGGCACCGCCUCUGAGGCUUCCAAGGAGACCAACAAGAGCGUCGCCAAGGAUUCUGAUGCCGGCAUUGGCACUCGCAUCUCUGCCGCCACCGACGCUCUCGGCGACAAGGCUGAUGAGUCCAAGUACGACGCCAAGGCUGAGGCCAACAAGCAGCAACUGAAGCACUAAGCGACUUCGCACUUCUUUUCCAACCAACCUUCAUGAUUCACCAUUUCGUCUGCACCUUUGGCACGGAUGGGUACGACAACCUUUAAUGACUACGGAUUGGGGGAAUGAGUUGCCAAUUGGCCAAUUUUCUUUUGUCACUUGGGGGAAUUGGGAAAGGAAUUUCAUUACCAUACCCUGGAUCAGCAGCACCCUUGGGUAGCUAGCUAGAGAAUCCGAAUUUCGACUUCAUUGUUGAACAAUUUGUUCUUCGCUCGUGAUAUGUGACAUGUCUGACAUCUGAAUUGCACUUGGUGUACUUUGGACUGCGUUGUCGAUGUUUUGCCGGCCAGACAUAUAUGUGGCUGGUCUGCAAUACAAUUGUUUACACGGGGGCUGCCAGCAACCACCACAGCCUGAAGGAUACACGAAUGUCUCCAAGGAAACUAUUGUGACGACUGACGGGGCAAUGCCCCGCCAAUUCUCGGA